UGUCCCAGUAUAAGUGUGUGUAUGCGUGUGUGUAUUUGUGUGGGUGCGCAUCUAUGCUUGUGUGUAUCUAUGUGUGUGCACGUUUUGUGUAUCCGUUCAGUGUUCAGUUUUGAGUUGCUCCAAAUUAUGUGGAACAACAAAAAAUUUGCUGCAUAUAUGUAAUUGAAUUAAGGAAAGGGCUGAGCAAGCAGCAGGGCAUUCCCUUUUUUCUAUAAGGAACCGUGCGAGAGAGCGAACAAAGAAUGACACGAAUUGCGUAAAGUAUGUGGCAUGCCUCGCACAAAUACCAUUAAGUGCUUAAGUAAAUUAUAUAAAUACAUUUAACGCAUCAGUGCGCACUGACAACAAUGGCAAAAACCUCAGUUGUCAGUUGAACAAUUAAUUACUCUGAGGACUGCCCCCAUAAGCCCCAACGCUCUGCCACAUCCAGGAUCGGGACACUAUGAACUUCAGCGGCGGUUGGCAAUGAUAGUAUGACGCGUGACGGCGAAAUUCCAGCCAUCUUCAAUCCGAAACGCGUGCGCACUCCCUCCGUGGUGGUCACCGGCGACUCCUCGUCGAAUGGACCGUACAAUAACAAUAAUAGCGGCGGCGUGGGAGGCGGUGCCAGCAGCAGCGGCAUUGGCGCGGUCUCCAGCUGUGGCUUCAGUAAUGUGCUCAACUCCAGCAACCCGCAAAUAACCCACCAAGAUUCAAUAUCAUCGAGCCAACAAGAUCCGAAUGAGGUCAUUACCAUACAGGCGGACACACCCACUAACCCGCACGGGUCACAGCAUAAUUUUGGAGGCGACUCCAACGACACACAGACUGGACAACUGGCAAUAGAUCAGCAGGCCAAUGGGCAGCCGGGCGAGGAUGCGGAGGUGCGUUUUCGCAAGCUCAAGGCCUGCAGAGAAUCCUGCUGCUCCGAACUGGCCAAGAAGAUGUACUUUGGGGUGUGCGUCACGAUUCUAGUGACUGCUUCGUGGGUGGGCGCCACGCACUGCAUCAAGUACAUGUAUUUGUAUCGCGCUCCAUAUGACGAUGAACUGGACGACGAUCUAGAUACCUCAUCGAGUCGCACUGAACUCAGCACCGAACUGGAGGAUAUACUGGCCAUAAGCGACUCAUCGCUGCACCAUGUCGAGGACGCCACCGAGAUGUUCAACAUACCACCGCGCCAGCCCGUCUACUUUAAUGCGCCGUUCUUUGCGGCCUGGUUCUUUACCAAUUUCUCCCUGCUCUUCUUCCCCAUCUAUAUACUAGGGCUCAUCUCGGCUCGCAAGUGCGACAAACUGAGCGAGAUACUCGCCGAUGUGAUACGAGGAUUUCGCGAGCGAGGCUUCACCAUUGGCCGUUUCCUCAAUCGCUGUCUAUCCUUUUGCAUCCUGUGGCUGGUGACCACCUACCUGUACACCCUGUCGCUGCACGUCCUCUUUGCCACGGAUGCACUGGCGCUGUUUGCAACAAACGUUGCCUGUGUCUAUUUACUCUCUUGGGUCAUACUGCAUGAGCAGUUCGUUGGCGUUAGGAUUGUGGCUGUUAUCCUGUGCGACACGGGCAUUGCGCUGCUCGCCUACAUGGACGGCAUUACGGAGAGUCGAACGUUAGGCGGGGUCGUGUUGGCCACGUUAGCUGCAGCCGGCUAUGCCGUGUUUAGGGUUAUGUUCCGCAAGGUGAUGGGCGAUCCGCCGGUGGCACAAAUCGCAUUUACAUUCACCGCACUGGGGUUGCUCAAUGCUUUGCUGCUGUGGCCCGUCGUGCUGGCACUGUACCUGACAGGCGCCGAGAAUCUGACAUCAGAAAGCAUACCAUGGAACAUGCUGCUUGUAGCAAGCGUCCUGCUCCUGGUUUUCCACGUACUCAUGCAGUUCAGUGCCGCCGUUACCUACAACAUGUUUGUGACAUUGGGUUUGAUAACCGCUGUGCCCGUUUCUGGUGCACUCGACGUCAUACUGUACAGUGCCACAUUUGCGGGCAUGAAACUAGCCGGAGUUAUCCUUAUAGCCAUUGGCUUUUUCCUCGUCAUGUUCCCCGAAAACUGGCCCGACUACAUAACGCGUCUCCUGCGAAAGAGCGUUCGUGCCAUACUCCGUUACCAAUGUUGUUGUGAAUUAGCUGAAAUUCGCUAUGCUCAUUCGAAGCAUCAUAAUGCUGGGUCACAACGCGAGAUGGGGUCGCGGCCCUCGGAGCGGUACUUCAACAGGUCAGCAUCCCACCAUUAUCGAUUAUCGGACGGGAUACAUAAGGUCCCAUCUUCGUUCACCCUCUGGCCGUGUGAGAUGACUGAUCUAUCGCCAACUACAGCUGGGUUUCUGCAUGGCAGCACCAACGCACACCACCACCAGCAACUUUUACAACAACAGCACCACCGCCACCACCAACAACAGCAGCAGCAUAAUCUACAACGCCAGCACUCGCACACAUCUCUAACCAUGAUCCAUCGGCAGAGCAGCAGCCACAGCGUCCAUGGCAGCCGUCGCGGUAGCGGUGGCCUCCGUGCCCCACCUACCGGCACCGGUCGCUUAUUCUCCUACUUUGGCAAUGAGCAUGAGCACGAACAUGAUCGCAAGAAAUCGGAGACAUCGUUCUUCAAUUUGGGAUUCCGGCGCAAAUCUACCGUGGUCUACUACGCACCCACAGAAUAGCCACUGGGCCAAUAGAUAGCAGCUGUGGUGCAGUUUAGCUGUUGCAUAUCAAUAGACACCGCUCGAGCAUAUGAAAUAAGUGCAUCAUGGAGUAAGAACGCAUUUUGCGAUCUCAAUCAAGCACCUUAGACUCAUUUGGGGCGUACGUACCACUAUUAUAUCGUUAAAAGUAUGUCAUAGAAUUAUCGUUGUUGUUGUGAGAGUUUUAAUUGAAACACAUGCAGUUAGAAUUUUGCUCAAAUAUUUACAAAUUAUACGCAACAAGUACAGAUACUACAUAGCUCAUAGUCGACACGAACUAUAGAACUUUUCUUAAUAUCACAGAAACCAUGCGAAAGCCCAUGCACUCUGACACAUAAGCAGAGCCACAACCAGGUCCAGAACCAGAACCAGACCCAGAACCAGAAAGAACAAAUGAGAGCCCCUUAUAUAACUGAGCUCAAGUUUGCCCCUGAAAUUAACUAAGUACUUACUGAUAUACACAGAGAAUUAUUAUGAAGAAAAUAUGUAAUUGAAGUAGAUAAUCGAGAAGAAUUGAAUGAUAUAUCGAAGCCAAUUGUUUUAGCAAUUAUAUAGUACAUAAAAGUAUAUUAAUAAAUAUUACUAUUACAAAUUUUUAAGUAAACCCACACUGCGGCACACCUUGAUAGGGAUACCAAAUACCAAACUAACUCAUUGUUGCAAUAUUCGGGAUAUUAGUUAGUCUAAGGUAUGUUAUUCAUAGAGAUCACGUUUACUAUAGACACCUAGAAAAACAAAAAGAAAAAGGAAAAAUGACCCGUUUAGUUGUAAGCUCAUUUUAGCAACUAUCAGGCAGACGAAUGAUCUAAAUAUGAUUUAUAUUUGACUCGUGUGAUCUGUUUGAGUGUGUCUUUUAAUUUGAAAAUGGACCGAAACGGAUCUUAAGGUGUUUGUGAUUGUUUUUGUAAUGAUCGUGUGUUGUUUGUUAUUUAGCUAAUUGUUGUCUAUUGUUGUAUUGCAAAUUGAAUAAUCGAGAGCAAUCUGUUUAUUAAAUGUUAGUUGCUAGGGAUUGUAUGAUUGACUUCUGAUGCAUCCUCGCAAGCAUUCAACGACUGAGUGGCGUUCGCUCCCUUGCUCGUGGCGACAGAUAUGGAUCUCAAAAUUCGAGCAUACAAUUUCGGAGCUGCCUACUUUGUAAAUGUAUUAAAUUGUGUAGCCACAUCCAAUAAUUGUUUUGUGAUAAUUUUUAAUGAUGUUUGAUAACCAAUUUCAUAAAGCUACUCCCACCCGAAACGGAGGCAGCCUUUAAUGUAGCCGGGAACUGUAAUUAGAAAUCACAAUGUACUAAUAAAAUGAAAACACUACAACAACAAA
This is a messenger RNA of Drosophila mojavensis, 3962 nucleotides long. RefSeq names its product putative thiamine transporter SLC35F3. Lineage: Eukaryota; Metazoa; Arthropoda; Insecta; Diptera; Drosophilidae. The record is from RefSeq and is a predicted model, not a curated record. The transcript has 11 exons. The coding region runs from base 474 to 2627 and encodes 717 amino acids.